AUGCAGUGGUAUUUUGGUAUAUUGGCUAGGCGGCCGUAUCUGAUGGUGUUGUUUAUCAGCGUAUUCUGUACAGCGUGCAUUAUUGUAUCAUUGACAACGAAUAAUUUGCCCGAUUUUACGGAUCCAACAUUGGGCUUUGAAACUCGUGGAACCGAAAUCGGCAAACGUUUGAUAGCUUGGCACAAUCUAAUCCAGGAAACUGGUCCGUCAAAUUUAUUGGUAGAAAAUCCCAGCGAUCUACAACCUCCCUCGGAAAGAUUCGAUUAUCAGUCAAUUUCUCGGCAAAAGAAUCGCCGCAAUCGUAAACGGAAAAAUCGAAAACCCAAAAAGAAUAAACAGCGAAAUAGGAACAAAACUGAUCUGGCAAAUGAAAUUAUAACAUUUAAGAAACGCUUAAGGCACAAAAAUCACAACCGGAAUCAAAUACAAAAUGUCCAUGGAGCUGCAGGCAAUUUAAAUUCAUCGGCUACAGCAAACACAUGGCAUGGUGACCAUGGCAUAUUUAGAGAUUAUGAAAUAACAAAUGAUUCAACAGCAUUAACACCUGCCAAUGUUACAAAAACCGAAGAAGAGGGCAUAUAUGGUCUGAACAAGACAUUUGUCGAUGACGAUGACGAGAUCAAAAAUAAAAAGAGUCGUUGGUCGCUUUUGCAAAAAGCUGAACUGCCACCCGCCUCAGAAAGUGACGAAAAUAUUCGUUUACCCAUUGAGGGAUAUUUUUGUGAUUCACCCGCAAAGGAAUAUUCCCAUUUUGUUGUUGAGCGCAUUGGUCCGAAUGCCACGGAUUCUCUGUUUGAUCUCAAUGGCAUAUUGGCCAUGUGUGAGCUACAGGAACAGAUUACCAAAGUUAAUAAUUAUGGAGAGUAUUGCGAACGUGAAAUGAUUAGCAAUAAUUGUUGUCGUCCCUGGUCUUUGCCAAACUAUGCUGCACUAUUGGCCAAUAAAAGUUCGUGUUUCGAUUUAACGCACGAUGAUAUUUUAUUGUUGCAUAAUCUUCUAUUGACAUGUUUCGAAUAUUUCCAUGAUUUGAAAUUAAGCAAUGAUUGCAGUGAAAGGCGUUGUUAUGCACCAACAGAGUGUACACGAAAAAAUAUUGUAUUUAAUAUAUUACACUAUUUGACUGAUUAUAAUAUUAUAAAGAUAAAUGAAACCAAUAUAUUCCUAAAAUACUCCAUGAUUUUUGUGCCAGUAUCACAUACAAGAAAUAUUUUGCCAUUAUUUCAUGAAUGGGAAAAAGUUGACCUGAGCAAUGAAAUCGUUCGUGUUGCUGCAAUGGAUUUAGGCUUGGAAAAUGAACUAUUCAAUGAAUUGCUGUUAACCGAUGUUUGGCUAGUGGCAUUGGGUGGCAUAUUUGUUAUGACAUGCAUGUGGCUAUAUACCACAUCACUAUUUGUUACUAUAAUGACUUGUAUUGCUGUGAUAUUUUCAUUAGGUUUAGCAUAUUUUGUUUAUACUCUAGUAUUUGAAAUGUCCUUUUUCCCAUACAUGAACCUAUUGGCUGUUGUAGUAAUCAUAGGUAUUGGCGCUGAUGAUGCUUUUAUUUUUGUCAAAAUAUGGCAAUGUGUGCUGACGGAGCGAUUUACAAAAACUUCAACAGUUACCACCAAAUCUCUGGCCAAUCCGGAAUCUGAACAAACCGAAACAUUGCAAAAUUUAAUGGCAUUGACACUGAAGCAUGCGGCAAUUUCAAUGUUUGUUACAUCCAUAACAACAACGGUAGCAUUUUAUGCUUCAUAUACGAGUUAUAUUACAGCUAUUAAAUGUUUUGGUAUUUUUGCCGGCACCGCAGUUAUAACAAACUAUUUCCUAAUGGUUACCUGGCUACCAGCAUCCAUUUCAAUUAUGGAACGUUUUACACCCAUUACAACCUGUAGUAAAUUACAAAUACAAAAAUUCUUAAUUAUGAUAAAUAAGUCAAUUAAUAGUUUCUGUACGAAACUUGAAUUAUUUAUAACGACGACAAUUUUGAAUUAUGCACCCAUACUCUUUACCAUGUUUGGAAUUAUUGGCAUUUGCUGUGGUCUGAUAGUUUUAUAUAAACCAGGUUUACAAUUACCCGAAAAUGCGCACUUCCAAUUAUUUGUAUCAAAUCAUCCAUUUGAAAUUUACAAUUCAAAAUUGAAAAAUGAAUUUUGGUUUGAGAAGACAAUGGCGAAUGCUGAAAAUUACAAAAUGCCAUUACGUUUUGUUUGGGGUAUACAGCCGAUUGAUGACGGCGACUAUGACAACCCAUUUGCCUAUGGAAAUUUACACUAUGACAAUAAUUUUAAUGUGUCUACAAAAGCUGCACAAAUUUGGCUGUUACAAUUUUGCCAAAAUCUACGACAACAACCAUUUUAUCAGCUAACAUUUGGAAUGCUGCUCCCGAAUUGUUUUAUAGAAAACUUUAUAACACUUAUGGAAAGGAUGUGUGUCAACAGCAUGGACGAUACUGAUCGCACCCCCUGCUGUGAUGUCUCCAAAUUCCCCUAUGAACCGGAAGUUUUCGAUAUAUGCUUACCCCAGAUCAUAUCAUCAUUGUAUGCAACACCUAGAGAAUAUUUUUGGCCCGGUGUGGCUGGUCCGAAAUUUAUGGCCUCAACCAAGACCCUGGACAUUAAUAACACGCUGAGUGAAGAACUGGCCAAUACAACACUGGAUACAACAUUGGCCAAUGCAACAACACCCCCACCUAUUGUCAAGGCAUUGGUUGUGGAAUUCGAAUCGAAUGUUUCAUUCUCCACGCUCUAUGACAAAGUUAAACAAUUUGUUGAAGAUGUAGAGAUUUGGUUUCAAAAUGAAUUAAAAACGGCGCCACCAGAAAUGCAAGACGGUUGGUUUGUUAGUGAUUUAAAGUUUUACGAUGUACAAAAUAGCCUGCCCACAUGCACUUUGGUGGCCAUAAGUGUGGCAAUGUCCGCCUCUUUGGUUGUACUACUGCUAGUAACCCUUAACAUUUUGAUAUCUUUGUAUGCUGUAAUAACAGUUUUGCUAACCAUUUUUGUGACGGUGGCCAUACUUAUUAUGCUGGGUUGGAAACUGAAUAUAUUGGAGAGUGUGACAGUGAGUACAGCGAUCGGGUUGGCUGUGGAUUUCAGUCUACAUUAUGGCAUACAUUAUCGCCUGUCGCCAUCAUGUGAAAGACUGGCGGCUACACAAUUUUCUUUGUCACGCAUUAUAGGUCCCACCGCCAUGGCUGCCAUAACCACUGGUAUUGCUGGAGCCCUUAUGUUAUUCUCCAGCGUCCUGCCCUAUCGCCAAAUUGGCAUAUUUCUAUUGGUGGUGAUGUCAGUCAGUUGGAGCUAUUCCACAUUUUUCCUUAUGAGUCUACUCAAACUAUUUGGUCCACAAUAUGGCUUCAUGCAAUUCCAGUAUCCCCGAGUAAAUAAGCGUUCCGCCACAAACGGGGGUAUUAAAUUCUAUGAACGUAAACAUAAUUAUAUAACGGCUAGAGAACAAUUGCUCACACCAUCCAGUUCGGCAGUGGGGGAACUUAUUAAUUCCGAAUCCCAUGAACUCGAAUCACUAACCUCAAAUUCAAUGAUUAAAACCAUCUCUGGUACAGAAUGUUCGGCACAAAGUUUUUCUUUGGACUGUGAACAUUUGUUGAAUAACAAGAAAUCGAAUACGAAUUUGGCCUCACCUGUGACCACCGCUCAUCAGUUAUCGUACCAACAACAUAAAUGUCCGCCGCCGCCGCCAACAGCAUUUAGAAAUGGAAAUGCCUCACUGGUGAACACAGCAGCAACAAAAACACCAGUAAUGAAUGCCAAUGGUGGCACCACUGGCAUAAAUAUUUCCAUAACUCCCAUUGAUGUGGCGGAUGACAAAUUGGAUACACGAAAAUACAUAGAAGAGACAUCCAGUUAA
Molecule: messenger RNA, 3849 nt
Organism: Musca vetustissima
Lineage: Eukaryota; Metazoa; Arthropoda; Insecta; Diptera; Muscidae
Gene: disp
Product: protein dispatched
Exons: 10
Coding region: 1-3849 (1282 amino acids)
Cellular component (GO): membrane
Source: RefSeq, a predicted model, not a curated record